UUCCCUUAUUCUUCUUUGCUUUUCACAUAGCCUCCCUCUGUUUCUCCGCCUCAGCUUUCAGACAAAGUUGCUCUAGUUGCCUUGUCUUUCUCUCCCUCCAGAGAUCUCUCUCUGUUUGUUUGUUUUCGGGGUUUGUUGAAAUUUCAUUUCGAUUUUUUCUGAUUUUGGGGAUCUGGGAUUUCUAGGGGUUCUUUGUAACGUAAGCCCAAUGUGUUCAGAAGCCUUUCUAUGACACUCAUGCGUCGAAUUCGCUUGUUCCACUCUUUCUCCGUCGCCUUCCUGUACUGGUUCUACGUUUUCUCAUGAACUAAUCCACCCAGAUUCCUCAUUUCAAUUUCUCAAUUUUCGAAAACCCCCAAUUUGAAACCCUAAUUUUUUCAAUUUCUUAAUUUAUUGAACCGAUUCUUCCUGAGAUGUCUUCGGUUCAGCGCCAAUCGAGCUCCGGCUCCGACGGAUGCGUGGUGGACGACAAGAAGAGGAAGAAGAUGGAGUCCAACCGCGAAUCGGCGCGGCGAUCAAGGAUGAAGAAGCAGAAGCACGUGGAGGAGCUGACGGUGGAGAUCACCCGGCUCCAGAUCUCCAACAACCAGCUCCGGCAGAGCAUCGACGCCAAGGAUAAGGCCUACAGCGAGUUGGAGGCCUGGAACAAUGUCAUGAGGGCUCAGGAGAAGGAGCUCACGGAUCGGCUGCGCUACUUGGAGUCGAUUGAGCAGACAUUUGUGGAGUUCAGCGGCGGAUUCGAUGAGAACAUGAAUGGCAUGGCUGAGAUGCAUGACACAAUGCUCAAUCCGUGGCAGAUUCCUUACUCUACUCAGCCCAUCACGGCUUCCUCUGCCGAUAUGUUUCUCGAUUGGCCAUAAAAUCAAUUGGAUUAGUCCUCUGAUUUGUUACUGUUAUAUCGAAUCCGUUUUUGUUUUCAGGUCUGUGUUAGUCUAUGUCUUGGGUGUCUAUAGUGGUUAGCUUGUUUCAUGUAAUCAGUAUCAUCAUCAUUUCUGUGUAUCCAAAUGUGUGUUUAGUUAUCUCAAGUCUUGUAUUAUUACCUGAUCAAUGUAGCAUACAAUUUGGUUUCUGAUU
Molecule: messenger RNA, 1074 nt
Organism: Fragaria vesca subsp. vesca
Lineage: Eukaryota; Viridiplantae; Streptophyta; Magnoliopsida; Rosales; Rosaceae
Product: ocs element-binding factor 1-like
Exons: 1
Coding region: 414-860 (148 amino acids)
Biological process (GO): positive regulation of DNA-templated transcription
Cellular component (GO): nucleus
Molecular function (GO): DNA-binding transcription factor activity; transcription cis-regulatory region binding
Source: RefSeq, a predicted model, not a curated record